UUCGUACUGCUUUUUGAAAUCUCAUUUUAUCUGUCGUCUGCUUCAUUCGUCUCGUGAUCGCAGUGUGGCAGAAACGAUUUUUGUUUUACUUAUGGACGAAGUUACUCAUGGGAAUCCGUCAUCCUGCUAGGAUCCCAUUAUUUCAAGCAUGGCAGACAAUGAAGAUCCUUUGGUUUACGAAGAUGAGGAGGCGACGGAACAAGUAGCCACCGAAGGAAGUGGAGAUGCUCCAUCAAAGGAGGAAGUUAAAGGCAUAUCCAUUCAUAGCUCUCGUUUUCAAGAUAUUGAGUUCAAGCCGGAAAUUUUGAGAGCUAUCGUUGACUGUGGCUUUGAACAUCUUUCUGAAGUUCAGCGUGAGUGUCUUCCUCAGGCUGUUUUGGGAAUGGAUGUGUUGUGUCGAGCCAAAUCCAGUACGGGUAAGACUACUGUUUUUGUAUUGGCAACUCUUCAACAAUUGGAGACGGUGGAAAAUCAGGUUUAUGUUCUUGUUGUUUGCCAUUCUCGAGAGCUAGCAAUCCAGAUCUACAAUGCAUAUGAAUGUUUGUCCAAGCACAUGACUACCAUCAUCAAGGUUGGUGUAUUCGUUGGUGGUGUGAAUAUUCGCAAAGAUGAGGAAGCUUUGAAAACAAAUUGCCCUCACAUUGUGGUUGGAACCCCUGGUCGUUUAACGACGCUGCUCCGCACGAAGAGACUAAACCUCUGCACACUCAAGCACUUUGUUCUUGACGAAUGCGACAAAAUGCUUCAAGAUACAUACAUGCUUCGAGAUGUACAAGAGAUUUUCAGCAACACACCUCGUGAAAAACAAGUGAUGAUAUUCAGCGCCACACUGAACAAGGAGAUCCGUCCUGUCUGCCAAAAGUUUAUGCAAGAUCCAACUGAAGUGGACGUUGACGACAUCGAGUCCAAACUCACUCUUCGCGGUGUCCAGCAGCACUACGUCAAACUAAAGGACGACGAGAAGAACGGAAAAUUAUUUGAGCUACUCGGCGUACUAGAGUUUAACCAGGUCGUUAUCUUCGUGAGAUCCAUUGCGCGUUGUAUGGCGCUCUGCGAGUCGCUAGGCGAGCAAAACUUGCCUGCCAUCGCCAUUCACUUUAGCAUGACUGAGGCAGAACGUCUGUCGCGCUACCAACAGUUCAACGACUCUAAAGAGCGAAUUUUGGUAGCUACACAUUGGGUCGGUCGUGGCAUGGCCAUUGAACGUGUCAAUAUCGUUUUCAACUACGACAUGCCUGAAAACUCAGACAGGUACCUGGAUCGGGUCGCUUACGCUGGUCGUUUUGGAACUCAAGGUUUGGGAAUCACAAUUGUAACUGAUGAGAAGGACGUUAAAGUUUUAAAUGACGUUCAAGAACGUUUCGACGUUAGCAUCACACCUUUGUCACAUGAGAUUGAUUUGUCAUCCCACACUAAAAUCUGUCAAUAAACGUUUGACAUGGGUAUGGAGAGAUAUGCGAUUGAAGAGAGAGAUGCUAUUUAAAACGUUUCUUCUUUCUAACGCUAGAAAGCUUACCUUUGCUUAAUCUGUUUCAGAUAUUUUUAUUCACUUUUGUCUCGUACCUCAAUUUUACUUUGUAAUGGUUUUUACUCAAUUGUUUUCAAAUAUUUUUAAAUUGUUACGCGUCCAGCACUAAUUCUACGUUCCAUGUUGGAUGUAUUUAUUUGUUGGCCUGUGUCAAUACGGUGAAAACAGCAUUCUUUUGGUAGGCCCAUAUAACCAACCCGGCAUCUGAACAAUGAGAAACCGCAAACCAUUUUUUUAAAAGGCCGCUUUGUGGAAUUCUCAUUUUUGCUGUCUGCUUCGAUUCGGAAGGGACCUGCCUGUGAUAAUUCCUUCUCAGCUCUCUUCUACGUAAAUGGUGAAUUAUUGAACAACAACUUCGAUUCGAUUUUCCGGUCAUGUUUUUCAGCGAUUACGUCGAGCAGUUUUACUAGCAAAUACUAGAUUGCUUAUUUGUUGUCCCCUAACUCGUCGACACUGUAAAAAUGCUUUUCCGCAUUUAUUUAUAUCAGGACGAACCCCUUGCUUGAACUAUUUGAAUUUGAAAGUAUCAUUUUGAUUUUUGAAAAAGCCGCCAAUCUCGUUUUAGCUGUCGUCUGUUUUAUUCGUCUCGUGGUCGUGAUUCGUGAACACGUGACGUGGAAUGAUGGAAUCGUUUAUGUCUUCUGAAUUGGUAUUCUAUUUUCUAGCAUCUUUCAUCCUACAUUUUAAAUUUGAAAAUGUGCCGACGUUUUAGAUUUUUUUUAUUUUUGUACAAGUUCAGUUUUUGUUUAAACUUUCAAUAUCGUAAAAUUCGUAAAUCAGCGUGGUCGGAAAAUUUGCAUAAAAGUAGCAAGUGAG
Messenger RNA from Daphnia pulex (common water flea), 2344 nucleotides. Its product is annotated as ATP-dependent RNA helicase WM6-like. Lineage: Eukaryota; Metazoa; Arthropoda; Branchiopoda; Diplostraca; Daphniidae. Gene Ontology annotation, biological process: mRNA export from nucleus; mRNA splicing, via spliceosome. Gene Ontology annotation, molecular function: RNA binding; ATP binding; RNA helicase activity. The transcript is spliced from 8 exons. The record is from RefSeq and is a predicted model, not a curated record. Bases 149 to 1429 code for a protein of 426 amino acids.